UAGAACCGAGGCUGCGCAGACUCAGAAGGCGCUCUUGAAGCCUAGUGCCGCGGGAUGGCGGGCACGGGCUUGGUAGCCGGAGAGGUGGUGGUAGAUGCGCUACCAUAUUUUGACCAAGGCUAUGAGGCGCCAGGCGUGCGGGAAGCGGCGGCGGCCCUGGUGGAGGAGGAGACGCGCAGAUACCGACCUACCAAGAACUACCUGAGCUACCUAACGGCUCCGGAUUAUUCUGCCUUUGAAACAGACAUAAUGAGAAAUGAAUUUGAAAGGCUUGCUGCUCGACAACCGAUUGAAUUACUCAGCAUGAAACGAUAUGAACUUCCAGCCCCUUCCUCAGGUCAAAAAAAUGACAUUACUGCUUGGCAAGAAUGUGUAAACAAUUCUAUGGCUCAGUUGGAGCACCAGGCGGUCCGGAUCGAGAAUCUGGAGCUGAUGUCACAGCAUGGAUGCAAUGCCUGGAAGGUGUACAACGAAAAUCUCGUUCAUAUGAUUGAACAUGCACAGAAAGAGCUUCAGAAGUUAAGGAAACACAUUCAAGAUUUGAACUGGCAGCGAAAGAACAUGCAGCUUACAGCUGGAUCUAAGCUGAGGGAAAUGGAGUCAAACUGGGUGUCGCUGGUGAGUAAGAACUAUGAGAUUGAGCGGACGAUUGUCCAGCUGGAGAACGAGAUCUAUCAGAUCAAGCAGCAGCACGGGGAGGCCAACAAGGAAAACAUCCGCCAAGACUUCUAAUGACUCAGGCAGCAACAUGGGCUCCGCAGACUCAGCGGGGACUCAGCGACUGUGGUGGUUACGUGGUUAGAGACCAUGGACUAUGUAAAUUGUUGUAUUGCUUCUAUGUGAGUGUCUUAGCAAAAUAAAGUUGUCAACAUGUUGCUAUUUUUAUGCUAUAAAAACCUGAUUUUCAGAAUGAGUAUGACUUUAGAAUAAUUUUGACAUUUUGUAGCAGAUUUUUUUUUUAAGGCUUCAGAUUUUGUAAUGAAGCUCCUUUAUUUUUGAGGCAUCCAACAUGGUCAGGAAGCUGGGAGCCUUGAAUUUGUGGUUUUGUUGAAUAAAGUUACAGUUCUAAGCAUU
Molecule: messenger RNA, 1074 nt
Organism: Mus caroli (Ryukyu mouse)
Lineage: Eukaryota; Metazoa; Chordata; Mammalia; Rodentia; Muridae
Gene: Bcas2
Product: BCAS2 pre-mRNA processing factor
Biological process (GO): mRNA processing
Cellular component (GO): Prp19 complex; precatalytic spliceosome; catalytic step 2 spliceosome
Source: RefSeq, a predicted model, not a curated record